UGCCCCAUUCACCCUGAAUCUGAAUUAUACAUCUACUCUAUCCUAAUUACUCCAAAAUGGAAGCCACUAAAUUUAUUGUCAAUCUUACAAUAUUAUUUCUGUUUUUUCAAACAUAUGGUGCAAGCAGCAGCAACACCAUGAUUAAAGCUUCCUCAAAUGUUACAUGUAUCCAAAGAGAGCGGCAAACACUGCUUUUAUUCAGAAAAGGCUUCACAAAGCAAUCAAAAUGGCUGUCACCAUGGACCGGAUUAGAAUGUUGUGGGUGGCGAGGAGUUAGGUGUGACACGAGAACUGGUCAUGUUGUCUCACUUAAUCUCUCUUCCAAUGGUAUCAACUCCACCAUCCCCGUUUGGUUAUCAAACCUUACUCGCCUCGUGCAUCUAAACCUUGGCUAUAACAGCUUCCAUGGGGGAAUACCAGAUUCUAUUGGAACCUUGAGCUCUCUUUCUUACAUGGACCUUUCAGAUAAUCAAUUGUCUGGUCCUAUUCCUGAUUCAAUUGGAAACUUGAGCUCUCUUUCUCACAUGGACCUUUCAUUCAAUCAAUUGUCUGGUCGGAUACCUCCCUCACUUGGUGGCCUAUCAUCUCUAACAGACCUCUCUCUUUAUGGUAAUGAAUUGAAUGGGAGCAUACCUGAAAGCAUUGGACUACUCACCAGCCUGCAAACUCUUUAUCUUUCAUGGAAUCAAUUGAGUGGGGUUGUUUCUGAAAUUCACUUCACCAAACUCUACAAUCUAAAAGUGUUGUACUUGUCUGAUAAUUCAUUGAUAACGUGGAACGUCAGCCGUCAUUGGAUUCCUCCCUUCCAAUUAGAGUAUUUGGAUUUAAGCUCCUGCUGGAACAUGGGACCCCAAUUCCCAAACUGGCUUCAAACACAAACACAUCUUGAAUAUUUAUCUCUUAGAAAUUCGAGUAUAAGAGACAGCAUACCAGAGUGGUUUCACAACAUAUCCUCUCAUCUUUCUACCUUGGAUCUGUCCGACAACCAGAUCGGACCCGAAUUCCCAAAUAUUCAAACAUCAACUCAUCUUGAAUAUUUAUCUCUUAGAAAUUUGAGUAUAAGAGACAGCAUACCAGAGUGGUUUCACAACAUAUCCUCUCAUCUUUCUACCUUGGAUCUGUCCGACAACCAGAUCGGACCCGAAUUCCCAAAUAUUCAAACAUCAACUCAUCUUGAAUAUUUAUCUCUUAGAAAUUCGAGUAUAAGAGACAGCAUACCAGAGUGGUUUCACAACAUCUCCUCUCAUCUUCAAUACUUGGAUCUGUCCGACAACCAGAUCGGACCCGAAUUCCCAAAUAUUCAAACAUCAACUCAUCUUGAAUGGUUAGAUCUUUCAAAUUCGAGUAUAAGAGAAAGCAUACCAGAGUGGUUUCACAACAUCUCCUCUCAUCUUCUCUACUUGGAUCUGUCUGACAAUGACAUCGGACCCGAAUUCCCAAAUAUUCAAACAUCAACUCAUCUUGAAGCAUUACUUCUUAGAAAUUCGAGUAUAAGAGAUACAACAAUACCAGAGUGGUUUCACAACAUCUCCUCUCAUCUUCGAAUCUUGGAUCUGUCCGACAACGAGAUCGGAGGAAAUCUGCCACGAAUAAUAGCGAAUAACAACACAGGUCUUGAAGUUGUUGCUUUGAAGAAUAACAAUUUCACUGGAAGCGUUCCAACAAACUUAUGCGAGUUACAUAGUAUACAAGUGCUGGAUUUAUCACAUAAUAACUUAUAUGGAAUUCUUCCUGAGUGCUUAGGGAGUUUGAUCAAUUUGCUAAUGAUUGACCUUACAAGUAACAAUAUAACGGGUGAUAUUCCAAAUUCAUUGGGUUCUCUAUCACUACUUGAAUCAUUGCAUUUACGUAACAACAAAUUAGAGGCUAAUCUCCCGGUAUCUUUACAAAACUUGAAAAACUUAGUAACAAUGGAUUUGGGGUACAAUUCGCUGACUGGUAACAUCCCUUUUUGGAUUGGAAAAAAGCUAUCAAAGCUUAAAAUCUUGAAUCUCCAAUCAAACCUGUUCAUGGGUAUGAUUCCACCGGAACUAUGUCAAAUCAAAACUCUUCAACAUUUAAAUCUGGCAGAUAAUAAGAUAACCGGAAACAUCCCUCAUUGUUUUAGUAAUUUAAUUGGUAUGAUCAAGAGUGACGUGGAGUUAACCUACAAAAGUUAUAUGUAUGAAGAAAGUAUUGAAGCUUGCAUAAAGGGUAUUCAGCAAAAGUACACGAGCACACUUCCAUAUCUUAUAUCCUUAGACCUCUCAAGCAACAAAAUUAUUGGUGAAAUUCCUGAUGUGUUGAUGGACCUGGUAGCAUUGACGAAUUUGAAUCUUUCAAGAAACGAACUAAGUGGACACAUUCCCACAAUGAUCGGAAAUCUAAAGUCAAUGGAAUCUUUAGAUUUGUCGAUGAACAAGUUGUCUAGUCAGAUUCCUCCAAGUUUAGCUAGUGUGAAUACUCUAGGCUAUUUGAACCUAUCAUUCAAUAAAUUAUCCGGUCCAUUACCAGUUGGAAAUCAUUUUCAGACUUUUGAUAAUCCCGCUAUAUAUGAAGGGAACAACGGACUAUGUGGAUUCCCACUAUUAAGUUGCCAAGAAAACAAUUCAUCAUACACUCAUGUUGGUGAUGAUGAAGGUGAGAAUGGUUCACAAGCUUUCUCGUGGUUUUAUGCUGGUAUGGUUCCAGGAUUCGUUGUAGGUUCCAUGGGACUUAUUAUUAGCUUGCACUAUAAUAGGAAUUGGAGAGUAACUUACUUUGAAAUGAUAGAGAAUGUUUACGUUUUUCUAAUGGUUUCGAUCAAGUGACUGUUGCUCAACUAAGGAGGAAGUUUUUCUAAAUAUAUGUUUUGAUGUUGUGGUUUAACUAUUAAAUGUAUGGUGUUAUAUAUUUAAGCAUGUGGUUGUUUAGUGUGAUAUUUAUGGAUUCAAAGAAAUUUAUAGGAAAGAAACUUUGAUAGGGGCAUUUUGCUCACAAGGACAAUAUGAAGUUGCUUCAAGACUAAGAAAGGGGAAGUAUUUUACUAUUGUUAAGAGGAUAUGGGUUUUGUAUCA
Molecule: messenger RNA, 3035 nt
Organism: Erigeron canadensis
Lineage: Eukaryota; Viridiplantae; Streptophyta; Magnoliopsida; Asterales; Asteraceae
Product: receptor-like protein EIX2
Exons: 2
Coding region: 57-2789 (910 amino acids)
Cellular component (GO): plasma membrane
Molecular function (GO): protein binding
Source: RefSeq, a predicted model, not a curated record